CCGGUUGCUGAGCAACGUCGCCUACCUCUUGAAAGAUUUUUUCCAGGGGGGUCGUGGCAGCCGCCAAGUUUGCUGUUCGCUCUUGUGUUUAUAAAUGUUUGUUUUUUUUAAACGUAUGCUUUGAGUACGGUUAUUAAAAUAUAAGCGAGGUAAGUUGCUGGCAGAUUGAUAUUGUAAAAACAAUGUUGCGCAAGUUGAGAGCAACAUAGGAGGAGUCAAUUGACGAUGUUAGAAGACGGAGGUUGUACGGCUUUGGGAGACUUGUUGGAGCUAGUUAACUAACAGUUAGACUAGUUGAUGUUGUAACAAUGCACCGAAAGGCCAACAGAAGAGUUUCCUUGUGUCUGAAAGGCAGCCGAGGAUGGCUGUGAGAAAUUCAACCCUCAGCACCGCACAUACAGAGAAAACAUCAACCAUGGCUGUCUCUGCUAUCAGGAAUUGGUGGAAUAACUACCAGCUGGACAAAUCGUCCACCAAUGACUCCAACACAGAGGAAGACGAGGAGGAAUUAACAGGGAGGAAGAUGUUGUCUAUGAACCUGAAUCAGACUCUGCGGACCAGGCAGCUGCUCAUCAACUUUGAUGCUGGCCGACCUGUUUUGAGUCUCAGGGCACCGCUGGACCUGGUUAACUUCCCGUCUAUCUCCUGCCCCCGUUGGCCCAUAGAGUGUGAGGUCAUCAGUGACAUUAUCCAUCACAUUGAGUGGGACCCCCCAGAGCCAGAGCUUUUCUACCAGCCUACAGGACAAGAGAGAACACCCAUGCCAGUCGGAGAGGAGAGAGGCAAAGUGGUAUACUGCACUGACCACGCCACUAAGCGUCCCUUUUUCACCUGCUCCCGUGUUGGAGGAAGCAGAGGGCCGAUUAAGAGCGCCACUCAUGAGAUCAAUCUGACAGACUUCACCCUUGAGUUUGAGUCACGCUUUGAGAGUGGGAACCUUCAGAAGGCUGUGCAAGUGGGUGUCUAUGACUAUGAGCUCACCCUGCGCACAGACAUGUACACCAAAAAGCACACGCAGUGGUUUUACUUCAGGGUGAGGAACAUGAAGGCUGGAGUGACCUACCGCUUUACCAUCAUCAACUUGAUGAAGAGCAGCAGCCUGUAUUCUUAUGGUAUGAGACCCCUCCUCUAUUCCGAGAAGGCUGCCAAGGAGCAAAGUGCUGGAUGGCAACGCACCGGCUCUAAUAUCAGAUACUACCGCAACAUCAAUCAGAACACAAAGGAGAACAACAGCGACACAAUCAACCUGUACUCACUCACCUGGACUCUCCAGUUCCCCUAUGACUCAGACACCUGCUACCUGGCCCACUGCUACCCCUACACCUAUUCACACUUGCAGCGAUACCUUAGGCGCAUUUCUUCCAACCCAGCAGUUGCGUCUUACUGUACGCUACGGGUGUUGUGCCACAGCCUGGCUGGGAAUGCUGUGUAUGUGGUGACAAUAACGUCCCGGGGGGUUGGCAGGUUAGAGGGCAGGAUGAAGAAGGCUGUGGUGGUGACGGCCAGAGUGCACCCUGGAGAGACCAACAGCUCCUGGAUGAUGGAGGGGUUCCUAGACUUUCUGCUCGGGGACUCAGAGGAUGCUCAGCUGCUUAGGGACACUUUUGUUUUUAAGGUGGUGCCGAUGUUGAAUCCAGAUGGUGUGGUAGUGGGAAAUUACCGCUGCUCCCUGGCAGGCAGGGACCUCAACAGAAAUUACAAGACAUUGCUCCGGGAUUCUUUUCCCUGUGUUUGGCACACCCGAAACAUGGUGGAAAGGCUGGUAGCUGAGAUGGAUGUAGUUCUUUACUGUGACUUUCAUGGCCACAACCGUAAAAACAACGUCUUCAUGUACGGUUGUAACAACCGAGGUGACGCUUCGCUGAAGCUUCAUGAGAGAAUCUUUCCACUAAUGAUGAGCAAGAAUGCCAGCACUAAGUUCUCCUUCAAGAGUUGUAAAUUUCGGGUGCAGAAGAGCAAAGAAGGAACUGGACGAAUUGCCAUGUGGAGACUUGGCAUCAAAAACAGCUACACUAUGGAGGCCACUUUUGGAGGCUCCACUCUGGGUGACAGAAGAGGAACUCAUUUUACUUCUCAUGACCUGAAGUCCAUUGGGUUUUACUUUUGUGACACUCUGCUGGACUACUGUGACCCUGAUCCAGCCAAGACCAAUAACUGUCUGACAGAGCUGGCAGUAUUGUUGAGCAAACAGGUCAGAGAGAGGCUGGGCAAGGAUUUGGGCAUUGACUGUAACAUCUCUGUGUCUGACCUGGAAACCAGCACCAGUGGGUCAAAUAGUUCAGAUUCUGACGGACUUCCAGUUCAUUUACUGAACCAGCCAGAAACUGCACAUCCAGAGCAAACUCCAAAAAAGAAGAAAAAGAAACGCUUGAGGAGUCAUAAAGAGAGGAACAGGCUGCGACCUGAGAGAGUAAAGAAUAACACGCAGCCAAAAGUUGUGCAAAGCAGCAUCAAAAAUAUUGAGUCCAACCUGCCCAGUGAGAGUACCGCAGUUAAAGAGAGCAUCCCAGAGAGGCCUGUUGGCAGACACAAGAAAAAAUGGCAGAUAAAUGGCCUCUUAAGAAAAGCAGUGAUCCCUCCAGCCACAACUAACCCUGUGGAAGUCAGUCAGGUGACUAUGUGGCAAGGCUGCAAGCCUGUACAGGAAAACUCUCUGGAAAACGUGAAAGCUGCAUACCUUCAUCACAGGGAAAAGGCAUAUCAACAUGCCAGCACAUACACAGCUCACACAGAGGACACAGGGAUGUAUGCAGGACACUGGCGAUGCCCCUCUCAGCUGCUACACCUCAGUGCUCUCCUUCCACCUGCACCCAAUUCCAUUCAUUCCAACCAGAGACAGUGUCCCUGCCCCCGACAAUCCUUUGUCUCCUAUAACGUCUACAAAGGGCUGCCAUCUUGCCUUACAAGAUCCCGCAGGUCUCCCUCAUCCAUGUACGUCAAAAUGAUUCCAGACAUGGUUCCAGCAAAGUGUUUGCUGUUCAACAGCCGGCAUAUUCUUGGAGACAGACACGCUUUACGGGUCUCCGAACGUCAGCAGAAUAUGGAACAGGAAGAAGAUUCCUCAGAAGGGCGGUUGUCACUGUUGAAAUGUGUACCAUUUGGAGAGCAGAACCAGAGACAUCUCACCGCUGACAUCACCCUACGAGAAACUGAGUCACACAGCAAUUUAUUUGUGCCUGUGACGAGGGGCACAGACCUUAGAGGAGAACAGCUGGGCAAAGAGACUUUGGGGGACAAAAAGGACAUAGGUAUUUUAUCCCCUGUGUCGAAGCCUUCAGGUCUCAUGAAGAUGGAGCCUCCACGUCCACAGAGUGACAUGCUAACUACGCUUCAGUCUAAAGUCAUCAGGGGCUAUCAUUCUGGGAGAGAAAGCCAAAUAAGUGCAGCUCAACGGGAAACAAUGGUCACAAGAUCAUCACAGUCUGCAUCACUGCGGACACCUUAUUUAUAAUCGGGGAACUGCAGAUUGAGUUUAUUCUCUCUGUUCUGUGACGUGCUGUGAACCUCCUCUGAUGGAUACUUGAACUUCAACAGGUCUGUUAGAUAACAGAAGUGCUGGAAUAAAAUGUUUAUUACCUCAUUCACUCAGAUAUCACGACGCAGUUCAAACUGCAUAGAAGUGAAACCCUUUAGUAAUAGUAAAACACCAAUUUUUGUUUGAUGUUUUCCUAAUUCAUAUGUCCCCUUUAUAUUUUGAUGAAAAAUCUGGUGUUAAUGAUAGUGCUGUGUUGGUAUUGAUAAGGACAAGAUUAAGAGAUGACAAACCCAUCAUGCACGGACUCUCAGGAGUGCACUGACACAAAGUCUAUGAAGCGUUGCAUUG
Molecule: messenger RNA, 3823 nt
Organism: Larimichthys crocea (large yellow croaker)
Lineage: Eukaryota; Metazoa; Chordata; Actinopteri; Sciaenidae
Gene: agbl2
Product: AGBL carboxypeptidase 2
Exons: 22
Coding region: 362-3451 (1029 amino acids)
Biological process (GO): proteolysis
Molecular function (GO): metallocarboxypeptidase activity; zinc ion binding
Source: RefSeq, a predicted model, not a curated record